Messenger RNA from Cylindrotheca closterium, 945 nucleotides. NCBI's taxonomy places the organism in Eukaryota, Bacillariophyta, Bacillariophyceae, Bacillariales, Bacillariaceae. The record is from the annotation of a GenBank genome assembly.
AUGGCAGAAGAUAGUUGCAAUAUCUGGGGGGAGACUAUCCUGGCUCUUCAAAGCGAUGAACUGACACCUACGAAAAUGUGUGCUUGGACGAUAGCAUUUGUCGUAGCCAUCACGUUUGUUACCUCCAGUUUGACGGGCAACUACUCUCAAGUCGACAAGCUCUGGAGUGUCAUUCCUUUUGUUUACUGCUGGAUUGUUGUAACUGAUAAAAGGACACUUCUAAUGGCCAUUAUUGCUACGCUUUGGGGUGUCAGACUGACUUGGAAUUUCAAUCGACGUGGAGGCUACAAAUGGCCAAUAUGGGACGGAGACGAGGAUUAUCGAUGGAAGCUCCUCCAAGAUGGCGCAUUGCUCGAGAUUUUGAAAAACAAAGUUGCUUGGGUUGCCUUCAACCUUCUCUUCAUAUCCUUUUACCAGAAUGUGUUGCUCUUCCUCAUUGUGGCGCCAUCUUUAGUGGCACAUAUCGUGGCGACUGGCUGUGGACAAGCUGUACCACUGAAUGGAUACGACUACUUGGCUACGGCGCUGAUACCUUUAUUCAUUGCUAUUGAAGCCAUUGCCGAUAAUCAACAGUACAACUUUCAAACGGAAAAGUAUCGACGAAAGAAUGCUGGUGAGACCUUGACUGGAGAAUAUGCCGAUGGAUUCAAGUCUAGUGGAUUCUUUGCUAUAGUUCGGAAACCAAACUAUGCAGCGGAGCAAGCGAUAUGGAUAGCAUUCUACCUCUAUAGUAUUGGAGCCGUGAAUGGAGAGAGAUUCGUGAAUUGGUCAUCGAGUGGUUGGACAUUGCUCUGCGUUUUGUUCCAAGGCUCAGGAUGGCUAAUAGAGCAGAUCACGCUUGGGAAAUAUCCAAAGUACGGAGAGUAUAUGGAGCAGGUGCCGCGCUAUAUUCCAAAUCCAAUGGAGCUACUCGGCUUGGGUGCGUCGAAAACGAAGACUCCGUAA